AUGUCUGACGAGGAAUAGUAAGCGCCGAUCGUUUUUUUUGUUGCAAAAACACAACUGGUACCCGUUUUCAGUUCCGAGUACGAGGACGAGGAGGUCGAAGAGGAGGAGGUCGAAGAGGUUGAGGAGGCCGAAGCCGAGGAGGAGGAGGCCGCCGAGGAGCACGAGAACGAGAGGUUCCACCGAGCUUCUGUCGACACCACGGCGACUGGCGGACCCGCGACGCCGGCCGCUUCGCACGCUCCUGUCUCUUUCGAGUACUUCUUCUUCCCUUCCCCUUCUUUCCUAUCUGAAAAUCUGAAAGUUCGAUUAGAUGGCCUAGAAAAACACGGACGAUUGGAUGGCCGAGAAAAACGAACUUAGGCCAUUUUUUUUUCCUCGCCAUUUUUGGAUUGGUCCCUGCGGUUUUCUUGGUCAUCUAGCGUUAACUCACUUUUUUCGCGUUUCUUUUCGAGACCACCGAUCUCACUAAUCACCGAAUCGGCCGACGAGCAAAGAAAAAAGUUGGAAAGGUCUGCGUCUCUGCGCCUUUUACACUGUUUCGCCUCGUCUUCACACACACACACACACACUGUUGUGUUUGCACUUUUUCAAGCACUUCAAGCAAGAGCUUCGAAUAAUCGUUUCGUUUUGCAGCGGCGAGAAUCUGAAUGAGGCGGAGAAGGCGAUGCUGGCGGCGAAGAAGCGUCAUGAGAAUGACGAGCAGGCGAAGCUCGACGACUACGAGAAGGCGCGUCGUUCGGAGAGAGAAAAGGAGGAGGAAGAGCUGCGAAAGCUGAAAGAGAAACAGGAGCAGCGAAGACUGCAGAGGGAGCAGGAGGAGCGCGCGGCCGCCGAACUCAAAAAGGCCGAGGAGGAGAAGCGGAAGCGCGAGGAAGAGGAACGACGCGCUCGUGCCGAAGAGGAGAAGCGCAAGAAGGAGGAGGAGAAGCUGAAGAAGGCACAGAUGCUCGGCGGAGGAUUCGCCGGACAGCAGGGUGGACGGUCAGUGAAUGUCUGACCAUCAAUUUUUGUGCAAGCCGAUGAAAAAACACAUAUUUUUUCAGCAACUUUGUGAUCAACAAGAAGGAAGAGUCGGCCGGCGUCGGCGACCGUUUCGGAAACAUUGUGCAGGCGAAGCAAGAGAUGGGCAUGACGAAGGAGCAGCAAGAGGAGACAAAGGCCGUCUUCAUGCAGGGCGUCCGCAAGAACAUCCCCGACUCGUCGUCCAUCCUGCCGAACGACCUCAAGAGCAAGAUCAAGGAGAUGCAUCAGCGCAUUUGCAAGUUGGAGGCGCAGAAGUACGAUUUGGAGAAGAGACACGAGAGACAAGAGUACGAUGUGAGUUGAGGAUCAGGGGAAAGACGAUUCAAAUGAACUUUUCAGCUGAAAGAGUUGAACGAGAGAUCUCGUCAAGUGGCGAGAGCCAACAACGCCAAAAACGGACAAAUUAGCAGCGAUGACACCGGAGGCAGACACCCGGUACCCAAGAAAACUUGACGGAAAGUUGUAACCGCUUUUCUUUUUCAGCCAAAGGUCCAGAUUUCGUCCAAGUACGACAGACAAAUCGACAGAAGAAACUUCAAGGAGAGACGUUCCGUUUACGAGAGCGUGAGUGCAUUAUCGAAUGUCAUCUGAAUCCCGAUUCCUUUCCAGAAGGUCGCCUACCCGUGCUUCCCGGGAGUUCCGCCUCCACCGGCCAUCUACGAGAAGGUCAUCAAGAAGAUGGACUACGAGAUUCAGGAGGAACUCGACGCCGCCGAAGAGGAGGAGGAAGACUAUUAG
Caenorhabditis sp. 36 PRJEB53466 is the source of this 1761-nucleotide messenger RNA. Lineage: Eukaryota; Metazoa; Nematoda; Chromadorea; Rhabditida; Rhabditidae. The record is from the annotation of a GenBank genome assembly.